Molecule: messenger RNA, 189 nt
Organism: Sclerotinia sclerotiorum 1980 UF-70
Lineage: Eukaryota; Fungi; Ascomycota; Leotiomycetes; Helotiales; Sclerotiniaceae
Exons: 2
Coding region: 1-189 (62 amino acids)
Source: RefSeq, a predicted model, not a curated record
AUGAGGAAAUGCAAGCUAGAGUGGAUUUCUAGGAGCACAAAGAAAGUGAAGCCCAGUAAUAGGGAACGGGCACCUGCAGGUGGUCAAAUUUCAGGGGUGAAGUUGCAUACGCGAGGAAGAUCUAAAAGCAUGUGGUGGAAGAAGAUAGUGAGGAAGUCUAAGCAGUUGAAGAAAACGGAAGAUUCUUGA